AACAAAAGACCUUGACCUUUUUACCAGCUGCUAAAAGUCCCGUUUAAUUCAUAUUCUUAAUAGCGAAGUUAACAUGCCGAAAUUAGAAUACGACUUUGCUAUGACUUGCGAGGGCUGCUCUAAGGCCGCACAGAGAAACUUGGCUAAAAUAGGAGUGAACGAUGUUGAAGCAGAUUUGGCCAACAAAAAGCUGUACGUGACCACAGAUAUCGAUCAAGAAAAGGUUUUGGAAGCUUUAAAAAAGACCGGAAAGGAAGUUUCCCUUUCCAAAGUUCAUUAA
Dimorphilus gyrociliatus is the source of this 280-nucleotide messenger RNA. The record is from the annotation of a GenBank genome assembly. Lineage: Eukaryota; Metazoa; Annelida; Polychaeta; Dinophilidae.